Molecule: messenger RNA, 7550 nt
Organism: Paramuricea clavata
Lineage: Eukaryota; Metazoa; Cnidaria; Anthozoa; Malacalcyonacea; Plexauridae
Source: the annotation of a GenBank genome assembly
AUGCUGGGUCGUUUAACUCGUCGAUUGAACAAGUCGGAGGUCGAGUCCUGUGACGGGGAGUUAUCAGAGGCGGAAUGUCGUGCUGCUCUUCACGGCAUGUCCCGUGGCAAGACGCCGGGUUCAGAUGGAUUCCCAAUGGAAUUCUUUGUUUGUUUUUGGGACCUUCUUGGUCCAGACCUUGUUCGUAUUCUGAACCUUGCCUACCAACAAGGUCAACUUUCCAUCUCACAACGUCGGGGCAUCAUCAUUGUUUUAUAUAAGAAGCAUGAUCGUCUCGAAACGAAAAAUUACCGCCCUAUUAGUUUACUGAACGUGGACUACAAGAUUGCCACUAGGGCUAUUGCUGGCCGCCUUUUGGGCGUUAUUGGCUCGAUUGUCGGCUAUGACCAAACAUGUGGCAUCCCGGGUCAUACCAUCUCUGAGAACCUGAUGCUGAUGCGUGAUCUGAUCGAGUAUGCCGAUCGGGCGGAUAUCCCUCUUGCUCUUCUCUCUUUGGAUCAAGAGAAGGCCUAUGAUCGGGUGGAUUGGUCCUUUCUCCAACGCAUCCCUCCACACUUUUGGUUUUGGCGAUUCAUUUUGACAAUGGAUCUCCCUUUUUUAUUCCAAUGUUGAGUCUGCCGUCGUCAUCAAUGGUUGGACUUCUUCCUUUUUCAUGCCUUCUCGUGGUGUUCGACAAGGCUGUCCUCUUUCACCCCUUCUUUAUGUGCUUUGUAUUGAAGUGUUGGCAUGCAGCAUCACCGCCUCGCCUGCCAUUGAGGGUGUUCCUCUACCGGGUGCAGAUCGGGUGUUUAAGUGCUCGGGGUUUGCCGACGACACAUCUAUUGCGGCUACCACUGACACUUCGAUGCAGGCCACCUUCGACAUAUACGCCCAAUACGAACGGGCGUCUGGGGCUAAGUUGAACCAUGGCAAGUCCAAGGGCUUGUGGUUAGGUGCCUGGAAAGAUCGUCAGGACACCCCGCACGGUAUCAACUGGGUGAAGGAGUUGUUGUUGCUGGGUGCUACCAUCAGUGCUGGCGAUUACUCCACAGCCACUUGGGAGGCUCCAGUCGCUAAGGUCGAGAAGCGCUUGUCGUCCUGGAAGGGGCGUCAACUUACCUAUCAGGGUAAGGCGACAGUGAUCAACACCUUGGGCCUCUCCCAGAUUUGGCACUUGUGCCAUGUGUUUACCAUUCCGGAGUGGGCCAAGAAGCGCAUUGUUAAGGCCACCUGGGGUUUUUUCUGGUCGGGUCGCCGCGAUUUGGUUGUCCGCCGUACCGUUUGUUUGCCCAAGGGUCAAGGGGGCUUUGGCGUCAUUGACUUUGACCUGAAGGCGAAGGCUUUUGCCAUUCAGUGGGUCAAACGUUACUUUGCUCCAACACCUGCUAAAUGGAAAGCCUUUUUUAGUUUCUUUUGUAUGUCGUGUCUGUCCGUCACACCUGUGGAAGUGUUUUGCACUUCCUCUUUUCCGCCCAAUUUGAUUGCCCUUCUUCCUCCCUUCUACCAGCACAUCGUCCGGGCAUGGUCCCAGUUUGAUGGUGGUGGUGUUGCACGGCCCGCUGCACUGGUCUGAAACUUGGGACCAGAUCCAUCUUCAGUCCUUGGAUCGUGCAGUCGUUGAUGUGAACUGGAAGAUCGCCCAUGGUGUCCUCUACACUGCCUCCCGCCUCGUCACCGGCUUUGGGAUGGCCAACAUAGAUCUCCAGUGUCACUGUCGUGCCGAUGCAGAAACUCUCGAGCAUCUCUUCUUUGAGUGUCGAUACGCUCGUAUCUUGGUUGGCUGGGUAUAUUUCAACUUGAUGCAGUACGACGGUUCGGCAACACCCUUCACGGUCAACGAGUUGUUGUUCGGUGUUUCUCGUGCAAGGCGUAAGCGUAUGCCCCACAUCAUCAUGUGGAUGCACCAGGUGGUGAAGCACUACCUGUGGGUUGCGCGGAACGACUUCCGCUUUCGGGAUAAACGCCGCACCGAAGCGGAUUGUCUGAAGGCAAUCAUUGCGCGUUUGAAAUUUUUGCUCAAAGUGCUCGCCAGCCGCUGUCGUUCUCCUUCUCAAAUUCGGUCGUUUGAGAAGCAGUGGUUGGCCAAUAAGACUCUUAGGCACUUUGAGGGCGAGAAGCUGGUCUUCUCAUUUUAAUUUCUCCCUAGGUUAGCUAGCCUCGUCCUCGUUCUGUGAACGGGGGUCGCCUUCGUUGGUUGUACUGCCGGAAUCGGUUUGUCGUCUUCUUGUGCUAGCUGGCUUAGUCUUUUCCUUCGCCUUUCCGUGAACGGGGGUCGCCUUCAUUGGUUGUACUGCCCGGAUCGGUUCGGUGUUCUUCCGUCUUCUUUUUAGCUUUUUUAAAGCUUUUUUAACCUAGCUUAGCUUUUUACAUUCGGAAGCGUAGCCAGAUUAGAUUUAUGAUCUAGGUCUAAAUAUACCAUCGUGCCGCGUCAGAAUAAUAAAGAAUGGCCGGUAUAUUUAGAACGGAGGUGGGGAUCGUCCCCCCCGUUUUUUUGCGCGCCGGUUGUGCCCUCCGAAAUCCGAGGAACCCAUUGCACGUCUCCCCAGUGGGAGCGGGUUUGUCGCAUUUAAACAUAAAACUUACCUGAUGCGAGAGGCACCUUGAUCAACUAGGAGGUCCUCUCAGGAUGAGGCCCUUUCAUUGCACUUUGACUGGGUUGACUCCUGUGAUUACCCCUAAUGUGGGUAACUCGAGCAUAUAAUUUCUGGUAGUGGGGACCUGCGUUCACGCUUGUCCCCUUCAACAUAUAAUAUUCAUGUAUAAAUGUAUAAAGCCGUGUUUUUUUCUAACACGGCCGUGUGUCGAUUGUUUUUGUAUUAUAGAAUCAGAUGUCAAACGUAUCAUUUAUCACACAAUACACUCUAUAUAUAUUUUCCGGGCCGAAAUCUCCAUCUCGUGUUCCUAUUAUAUGGUAAGUAAACCUAUACACGCUUAUAUUUUGUAAGCACUUCGAUUCUUUGCACACACUAUUCAAUUAAUUUGCUGUAUAAAGUCACUUGCUUGCCAACGGAAUUUCAAGCCAUCGCACAUACAUUCCAAGUGCUGAUUAACUGGCUUGUGUGUCACUCAAGCGCACAUGUUUUGCCGGUCAAACUUACAAAAUACCAAGUAAACAUUCAAACAUCGCAUUAUUUCACGGCGCGUGACCCCAAACAUUUCCGGGUCACAAUGCAAUUCGCGAGUGAAAGAAGCUUGACGCAUUCAUGAAUGUUUAAAGGGCGCGAAAGCUGAUAUGUUCGCAACUCUCGUCUCAUGGUUGAUGCCACACGGCCGCCGUGCCCCUCUCCACGACGGCACGCGCGUGCGCGAGAGCACCGCCAGGGUCGCGGUGGGCGAUCACCACGGACUUGCCGUGCUCGUGCGACGAGUAAUCAAGCGCUUGUCGACGUCAUAAUCGCUCGCAAGCGAGCUCCUUCUCACCGCGUUUUCGUAGCACAAGUGUUCGGUAGAAAUAUGUGUGGCAAACGGCGAAGAAGGCAUCGCUUCUCGGCCUUUUGGCUAAUAGAGAAGAGCUCGUGCCAUUGAUUGUGGUUAUCCGUAGUCUGGUGAAUCUUGGUGUUCAUUUUUGCUGCUGAAAUCUCUGGUGAUUGCUGACAUCCUGUGGCUGUUCUCCAUCCUGUGGUCCUUGGUGUUGGUCUGUUUUCCAUCCUGUGGUCCAUUGGCCUCUGUUGGUUUUCUGGCUUCCUUGUGGUCGCUGACGUCCCCUGGCUGGUUUUCUUGGCUGGUGGUCCUUGGUCAGUUGAUCCCUGUGCGUGAGUUUAUUCCCUUGUUUUUCUGUGUGUUCACCACAAGCCUUGGCUUCUUUGUGCAGUAUAUAUAACUUGUAUAUAGUUUUGUGUGUGUCGGUUCGUUCCUGUCGAGGAGCCCUUUAGGGGGUCACUCAAAGGAGGGGUCUUGACUUUUCUUUGCCAUUGUCCGGUUAGUUUGGGCGGCGGUGCUUGGGGGCCAAAACCCAAUAGCCUGGUUCUGUUGGUUGCGGUUAUUCCGUGUGCCAGCUGGUUGGGGGUGGUUCCCUCUUUGCUGGUUUUUUUUCCCCUGUUUACUAUUUUAAUCACACACUUCGAUCAAUAUGAUUCCUUUUGUGAAUCGGACCUCGGAUGUUAUCCUGUCAGACCAUGUCGAGGCAAAAGCCAUCAAUGUGCGCCAAGUUAUUGAUGAAUUGCGCAGUCAAUGUGACAAUUUUUCUGAACUGUUUGAGGCUGUCGUUUUGAUGGCACCAGGGCGCUUUCGGCUUACCUGCAAAAGCGCUCGCAAGUUAGAAGUUGCUGAAAAUAUGGGCUUCUUAGUUCGCCGGUUGAAUUUCGGCCCGUAUCAUCUUUUAAAUGGGUCAAUAUUACUCGCCUUUCCUAUGGUAUUCCUGAGGUGGAAAUUUCCCGGGUCCUAGAGCCAUAUGGUCGUAUUAAACUAAUUAAGAGCGAACAGUACUCUAACAUUUAUACUGGUGUGAGGAAUGUUCUGAUGGAGGUCAAUCAGGCUAUUCCUGCACGUAUUCUUAUUGCUGGAAAUUGGUGCUUUGUGCAUUACAAAGGCCAGAAAAAAGUCUGCUUUCAAUGUGGUAAGGAAGGCCACAUGCGUGGAAAUUGUCCAGAUCGGGUGGUUGCAGUUGUCCUUGGUCAAUUGGCCAAUGAUGUUGUGGAACAGGAGGGCAUUGCUGAUCCUCCUCCAGUUGUGCCGGAUCAAGUUGAUGUUCCACCUAUCGUUGUUCCUCCUCCUCCCGUCGCCGCAGAUGUUGCUGCGCCUUCUGUGUCUGUCCCUUCUGUCACUGGGCAAGUCCUGGAAUCCACUGUUGCUCCUCAGACUUCUGUUCUGGUGGAAAUGGAGUCUGCACCUGUUGAUCCACCUUCUUAUGCUUCCAUUGUUGGUGGCAAACGUCGUCGAUCUCCGACUAAGAAAUCGUCUUCCCCUAGGUCAAAGAAAGAUUGUCGCCGUGACAAAUCGCCUUGGGGUACUUGUUCUGCAAGUGGCAGUGACCCGGAUGAGAGUUCUGGUAGUGCGUCUGAGGACCUCUCAUUUGACUCUGAUUUGGCAUUGGGGGUUGCGCCCGAAAAUGUCCCUCUUCCUGAAGAUACUAAUCUUGAAUUGGAUAAUGAGAAUAUGGAUUCCCUUUUAAUGCAGUUUACUCCAAACCUUCCUGGUGUUCUUCCAGGUCGGCAAACUAUUUCUGCACCAGAGGAUUCACAGGCCUCUGAAGAAACCCGAGUUGCUACUCGUUUUUUCGCCACACUGGGUUCUGAUUCUCAGACCCAUGGUGAAUCUGUGGAAUCGGCUUAAGCCUUUUUCUACAAGUUAAAAAUAUCUAUUGUUACAAAUUUACUAUGUCUACAUUAAAAUACACUAUGGCGAAUACUACAAUCAAUUUUAAUCAAUUAUCUAUCCUUACAUUAAACUGUCAAGGUCUCCGUGACCAGGCUAAGCGGAACGCUUUGUUUUCCUGGUUGAAUUGUGUUAAGGCUGAUGUUGUGUGCUUGCAGGAAACUCAUUCCAUCUCUCGUGAUGAGUUUGUUACCUGGGUCUCCUUGGAGUCUGAUGCUGCUAACAACUUGCAACAUUACUCUGUUCUAUCUUCUCCUGGUUCUCUAUGCAGUCGUGGCAUAGCUGUUUUAUAUAAACCUUCUUUGUCUGUGGAUGCCGAGAUUUUUGAUGAUAUUGGACGUCUUCAAGUCAUUAAAUUUUCUGUUUGUGGUACAGCUUCUUCAUCCUUUCAAUUAGUCAAUGUCUAUGGACCAAACCGUAAACCAGAUGGUGAGGUUUUUUUUGAAUCGAUUGGUUCCCAAGUCGAUGCUUCACUCCCUACGAUUGUUUGUGGAGAUUUUAAUACCGUUGUUGACCCUGCCAUUGAUCGCUUUGGUUGUAAUCCGACAUCUCCUUGGGCAUAUAAUUGGCCUCGCUCUUUGCAAGAUUUUACACAUGAACUCGAUCUUCAUGAUAUUUGGCGUUUACGUAACCCAAAUACUCGCAGUUAUACUUGGCAUCGGGCCAAUGGAUUGCAGGCAUCUCGUUUAGAUAUGUUCUGGGUGUCAUCCUCUUUACUGUCACAUGUUAUUGAUGUUUCCAUUUACCCUUUCUUUCGUUCGGAUCAUUCAUACGUUUUUCUCCAAUUGACUCUUCCAUCAUUGCCACGGCGCGGUCCUGGUGUGUGGAAACUUAAUGCAUCUUUGCUUAAGGAUGAUAAUUAUAAACAGAAGAUCCAAGAGUUUUGGCAAGCUUGGCAACUUGAGCAAGGCACUUUUCCUUCCUUAGCAGUUUGGUGGGAUGCUGGUAAAAAGCGCAUUCGUGCUCUUACACGUCGUUAUUCUCAACAGCUGGCUCGUGCUCGUCGGGCUCGUAUUAAGUCCCUUGAGAAUACUUUGUUCCACCUUCAUCAUCGACAGCAAAAUGGUGAGGAUGUUUCUGCUUGGUUAAACGAAGCUAAGACUGAUUUGGAAUUGGAACACCUCCAUGUUGCUAAUGGUGCCCGCAUUCGUUCCCGCGAACAAUGGGCCGAGGAAGGUGAGACCUCUUCAUCCUACUUUUUUCGCCAAGAAAAAUCUCGAGCCAUCAAACGGCUUUUUUCUGGCAUCAAAAAUGCUCAAGGACUGGUUGUCCAUUCCAUAUCCGCUAUUAUCCGGGUUUGGUGUUUGUUCUAUGUACAAUUAUUUACGGCGGCUAUUCUUGUCCCUGGUGACCAAGCCUUUUUUCUUGGUUCCUUGGAGCGUUCACUUUCCCAUACUGAAUCCGCCCUGUGUGAGGGUGCUAUCACUGAAGACGAAUGUUUGAAAGCUUUACGACAAAUGAAGAACAAUAAAUCGCCGGGAGUUGACGGUUUGCCAUACGAAUUUUAUACACGUUUUUGGCCUGUUCUUGGUACUGAUUUAAUAUCCGUUUAUAAUGAUUGUUUUUCAUCGGGCUGUCUUUCCUUCUCUCAACAAACUGGCUUGAUUACUUUACUCUAUAAGAAAGGUGAUAAGCUUGACACCAAAAAUUGGCAUCCCAUUUCUCUUCUCUGCACUGAUUAUAAGAUCUUGGCUAAAGUUCUUACAAAUCGACUUGUUGCCGUUAUUUCUUCAGUUGUUGGGCCCGAACAAGUAUGUGGUGUCCCUAGUCGCCUCUCAAGUGAGAAUAUUCGGUUGAUCAAAGAUGCUGUCGACUAUGCAAAUGGUUCAGCCAUGAGUGCGGCAUUGGUUUCUUUGGAUCAAGAAAAGGCAUUUGAUCGUGUGGACUGGUCUUUCAUGCUUCGUGUUCUUGAGGCAAUGAACUUUGGUCCAUCCUUCCGUUCCUGGGUGCAAUUGCUCUAUACGAGCCUUUUUUCUCAGGUCCUUGUCGACGACUAUGUGAGUCAACUUUUUCCGGUUACUCGUGGUGUUCGACAGGGUUGUCCAUUGUCUCCCUUGCUUUAUAUUUUAGUCGCCGAGACUAUUGCCUGUGCCAUUCGCCAGGAUCCCAAUAUUGAUGGACUGCUUUUACCUAAUGGUUCACAUACUAAAUUGUUCCAAUAUGCUGAUGAUACGAGUAUCUUUGUCAUGUCAGAUCAGUCUCUUUUGGCCCUAUUUCUUUGUUUGAACGAUAUGAAUGUGCAUCCGGGGCAAAGUUGA